Messenger RNA from Acanthoscelides obtectus, 608 nucleotides. Lineage: Eukaryota; Metazoa; Arthropoda; Insecta; Coleoptera; Chrysomelidae. The record is from the annotation of a GenBank genome assembly.
AGACUAAUUCUGACUUGGGAUCGAAUACUUAGAAUACCGGUUUGUAGACAUAGACUUGUUUACGUUUAAAUAAAAAUACGUGAAAUAAUAUUUGAAGAGUCAAGAGAAAAAUGAUACCAUCAAGAGGACAAAAAAUUCAUGAUUUAAUUAAAAAAGACAAAUCUGCAGAUGCCCACAAAAGUCCUGCAAAAAGGGUACCUCUACAAAUGCUAAAUGUUAAAAAAUUGGAAAAACCGACUAUAAAAGAUGGGUCUUAUUUGAUGGAUUAUUCCUCCAAUCAGCAGCCUCCUACCUAUUUACUAGCAAAUGAAACAUCUUCAAUACGAGAUGAUUCCAUUUGGACUUCAAUAUUACUUGACAAUACACAGUUUUGUCAAUCAUUUGCCUCCCAAUGUGAAAAAAGCCCGACGUGUGAUAAUAGGUGUAUAUUGGCUUCCAUUCCUGCCUUAAAUAAAAAUGUUGGUGGUAUGACGCACACGUUGUCGGUUCAGGUGUUAAACAUCCAAAAAGAAAAUACCCUACCCAGCGCAUCAUAUACCUUAAGUGUUGCCGAAUCUCAACCGAGACGGCAGCAAAGCAAAAUGGACGUCCUAUUCCCAGUACAUUAA